AUGGUCGAUGACCCCCAAAACAUCAGACCCCCAGCCUGCGCCAUCUGGAAAAGCCGUGACGUCACCGCGGUAUCCUCCUUGGUGUUGGGACAGGGGGACCAGGUGAACGCCUCACGGAAGAGAAGAACACUUGAAAAUGCAAUACAAGAGAGUAGAGAUAUUAUCCAAAGAGUAAAGGAUGAGGUUGGUGCCCCAGGAAUUGUGGUUGGUGUGUGUGUUGAUGGUGAGCAUGUCUGGAAAGAAGGAUCGGGCUAUUCUGAUGUUGAGAAUCGUGUCCACUGCAACUCGGAGACAGUCAUGAGGAUAGCCAGCAUCUCCAAGGUUAUCACCAUGACGAUAGUUGCCAAGCUGAUGGAGAACAAUCAACUUGAUAUUGAUAAACCGGUUCAAGAAUAUGUGAAGGAAUUUCCAGAGAAAACCUUUGAGGGGGAAAAGGUUACCAUAACAACGCGUCAUCUAUUGUCACACGUGAGCGGGAUCAGACACUAUGAGACGGCUGAAGAGAUUCAGAAGAAGAAGCAAGAAAAGGAACGAGAGAAGAAAGAAGGCAAGAAGUUGGUCAAGAACGAGAAUGAGUUAAAGAUAAAGGAGUAUAAUCUGAAGGAGAAAUAUGCGAGUGUGAAGGAUGCCUUGAUGAUCUUUAAAGAUGAUGAGUUGAUACAUAAGCCAGGCACUGAGUUCCUCUACUCAACUCAUGCUUGGACGCUUGUUAGUGCUGUGUUAGAGGGCGCCACUAAGAAGGAAUUCCCGGACAUGCUGCGUAGUUUAUUCAAAGAGCUUGGCAUGACGAGGACGUAUCUGGAUGAAAACGAGCCGCUGAUUUAUGGAAGAUCAAGGUUUUAUGAAAGGAACAAUAAAGGUAAAAUAAUGAAUACACCAUACGUGGACAACUCUUACAAGUGGGCUGGAGGUGGAUUACUUUCAACUGUUGGAGACUUGUUAAAGUUUGGCAAUGUUAUUUUAUACAGUUACCAAUGGCAUCCAAACAACUUUUCUUCUGAGCUGUCUACCGGAAUUCAUAUGUCUAAUAAAUCAGAGGAGUUGGUUGUAAAUCAUGAAAAAGACAUAAUCAAAGCAAAAGGCCUUCCAGGAUAUUUAAGUCGGCAGACUAUAGUAAAGACUUGGGACGUGAAUGAGAAGGCCAAGUGCUCAUGGGAUAAGAAUGGUCACUUUGCUUUAGGCUGGGCUGUUGUUCCUGAGAAGAAGACGAAUGGUUGUUGUCAGGAGCAGCGUUUCUAUAUCUCACAUACAGGUGGAGCUGUUGGUGCUUCCAGUGCCUUGGUUAUCCUUCCGCGUGAGGGUGAAGGCAGUCAUACAGUGCCCCCUAGUGGUGUGGUUGUUGGUAUAAUAACAAAUCUGAGUAGUGUUGGACUUGCUAAGGUUGCCAUGGAGAUAGCUGCUUUAUUUGAAGAUGUUCCCAUGCCGAUUCAAGGCAAGUAACUUCUUCCAUGCCAAUUUUCAUGUCGCACACCAAAAUUAGCGUGAACAACUUAUUUCUAGUCACCUUGUUUGUUAAGCACGUAAGCAUGCAGGUUGAUGUCACUGCCUGGCAAAAUCACGCAUACCAUGACACCAAUAAAAAAGUGAGUCACAUUGCAGGGAGGUUUAAUUUGACCACUCAUCACUCACUCCUGUAACUUAACACUUCUAUAGUCGUACUUCCACCUAUCAAAUCCCCGUGUUUUUUGCGCUUACACCUAUGAAUUGCCGUGUCUAAAUAGACCCGUGUGUCAAAUCCCCGUGUAUAUU
Lineus longissimus is the source of this 1749-nucleotide messenger RNA. RefSeq names its product serine beta-lactamase-like protein LACTB, mitochondrial. Gene Ontology annotation, cellular component: mitochondrion. Gene Ontology annotation, biological process: proteolysis; regulation of lipid metabolic process. The record is from RefSeq and is a predicted model, not a curated record. NCBI's taxonomy places the organism in Eukaryota, Metazoa, Nemertea, Pilidiophora, Heteronemertea, Lineidae. The transcript has 6 exons. Bases 1 to 1440 code for a protein of 479 amino acids. Gene Ontology annotation, molecular function: peptidase activity.